Molecule: messenger RNA, 1819 nt
Organism: Pleuronectes platessa (European plaice)
Lineage: Eukaryota; Metazoa; Chordata; Actinopteri; Pleuronectiformes; Pleuronectidae
Gene: bace2
Product: beta-secretase 2
Exons: 9
Coding region: 287-1819 (510 amino acids)
Biological process (GO): membrane protein ectodomain proteolysis; amyloid-beta metabolic process
Cellular component (GO): membrane; trans-Golgi network; endosome
Molecular function (GO): aspartic-type endopeptidase activity
Source: RefSeq, a predicted model, not a curated record
GUCAGUGGUGUUGCCGUUGGAGGAGGAGUGGAUGGAGGCAGUCAGGAGUUUCCAGUGGAUGUCAGAGUUCCCCAGUAUGGAGCCAGUGUCUGAGUGUUUCAUGUUUCUUACACUUUCUCCUUCACCGUGAGGAGGAGGAGGAGGAGGAGGCGCUUCUCCCGUGGUCACCGCAGCACAGCCGCUUCCACGAUGGUGAAGCUGAAAACUUGACUGAGGAAACUUUCUGAACUCGGAGCUGGAAGUCUUCUGUCCCCGAACUCCACACAAGAACAGACACAAACAAACAAUGGCUGACCCCACUUCAGCGUCGGUGUGGGCUUUAACUUUCAGCUUUUACUUCGGCGUGUGCACCUGUUAUCUGUCCAUACCGCUGAAGAUUUACCCGGGGAGGAUCGACGUCUCCCCGGCUGUGGAUGUGACCGCUGUCCGGCGGGUGGCGUUGACAGCCGCCGAUGGGACCGGCCUGUCUCUGGCCUCUGAUCCCACCGGGACUGUCAACUUUCUGGACAUGGCUCAGAACCUGCAGGGGGACUCUGGAAGAGGUUACUACAUCGAGAUGUCCAUUGGCACGCCCGGUCAGACGCUCAACAUCCUGGUGGAUACAGGCAGCAGUAACUUUGCCGUGGCUGCGGCUCCACACCCGUUCAUUACUCACUACUUCAACACUGCACUCUCCAGUACCUAUGAGUCAGUCGGUCGGAUGGUUGCCGUCAGGUACACCCAGGGUAACUGGGAAGGUGAACUGGGCAUUGACCGGGUCUCCAUCCCCAAAGGGCCAAACGGGACCAUCAUCAUCAACAUUGCCGCCAUCCUGUCAUCUGAGGGCUUCUUUCUUCCUGGGGUCAACUGGCAGGGCAUCUUGGGGCUGGCCUAUCCCAUGCUGGCACGGCCCGACUCAUCCGUGGAGCCCUUCUUCAACUCUGUGGUGCAGCAGCUGGGCAUCCCUGACAUCUUCUCCCUCCAGAUGUGCGGUGGUGGCCUGUCAGCCAGCAGCGCGGAGGACCCACCGGGCGGCAGUCUGAUCCUGGGAGGAGCUGAGCCCACUCUGUACCGAGGAUCGGUGUGGUACACCCCCAUCAUAGAGGAGUGGUACUACCAGGUGGAGGUGUUGAAGCUGGAGGUUGGUGAUCAGAACCUGGACCUGGACUGCAGAGAGUAUAACAUGGAUAAAGCUAUAGUUGACAGCGGGACGACGCUGCUGCGACUUCCUGUCAACGUCUUCAAUGCGGUGGUGGAAGCCAUCAUACACAGCUCGCUGAUCCAGGAUUUUUCUUCAGGGUUCUGGGAGGGCACCAAGCUUGCAUGCUGGUUGAAGGGGGAGACCCCCUGGAGAUUCUUCCCCAAGCUGUCCAUCUAUCUGAGAGCCACAAACACCAGCCAGACGUUCCGUAUCACCAUUCUGCCUCAGCUUUACAUCCAACCUGUCACCGAUUUGGACGGCACACUGGACUGCUUCCGGUUCGGAGUGUCAUCUUCAACUAACGGCCUCGUGAUCGGCGCCACUGUUAUGGAAGGCUUCUUCGUGGUGUUCGACCGCGCCCAGCGGAGACUGGGCUUUGCUCUCAGCAACUGUGCAGUGAGCGGCGGCGUGGCCCUGUCGGAGAUCGCCGGGCCCUUCUCAGCAGCCGAUGUGGCGGCCAACUGCUCCAGCGGCUCGCUGAAGGAACCCCUCCUCUGGGUCAUCUCCUACGCCCUGAUGGCGGUGUGCGCCUUGGUCCUCAUCAUCCUGCUGCUGCUGCUCGUGCUGCCCUGUCGAUGCAGGGACCGCUCCGGGGAGAUCACGGACGAGUCGUCGCUGGUCCGCCACCGCAUCAAGUGA